Messenger RNA from Myxocyprinus asiaticus (Chinese sucker), 4625 nucleotides. Its product is annotated as transmembrane protein 150A-like. NCBI's taxonomy places the organism in Eukaryota, Metazoa, Chordata, Actinopteri, Cypriniformes, Catostomidae. The record is from RefSeq and is a predicted model, not a curated record. Gene Ontology annotation, biological process: protein localization to plasma membrane. The coding region runs from base 273 to 1157 and encodes 294 amino acids. The transcript is spliced from 8 exons.
AGCGCCCCCUGUGGAUGAAGAGCGGCACUACAUCAGCUUGAGAUGCAGCAGCUUUGACGGGGAUCCGCUUAUGAGUCGCGAGGCCUGCGUUAUCAUCGAUUGAUGAGAAUCAGAGGGACUACAGAUGUAGCCGAAGGAGAAUUGCGUUGCCCCCGCUGGUCCUCAUACCCCGCAUUGCAUGGCUUCUCCUGCUGGUGUCUCACAUUGUGUCUUCAUAGCCCCAGUCUUGCACACCCUCAUGUUGGGGUCGCAGGCAUCUCACAGACUGACCAAUGACUGCCUGGAUUGUUCUGCCUGUCAGCCUGUCUGCCUUCUCCAUCACGGGGAUAUGGAUCGUAUAUGCCAUGGCAGUAAUGAACCACCAUGUCUGUCCUGUUGAGAACUGGUCAUACAACUUGACAUGUACAGAGGAAACGGCUAAGAGGGGCUUCCCAAUGACCUGCUGCACGCUUCAAGACAUCCCCCUCAUCAGUAAAUGUGGUUGCUAUCCACCAGAGAGCUGUCUCUUCAGUUUGAUAGGCAAUGUUGGGGCCUUUAUGGUGGUUAUGGUGUGCAUGCUGCGUUACGCUCAAGUGAUUGAACACAGUCAUUACUGUUGGACCAACACGAGCGCUUUGGUGUCCGGCUGCAUUAACGCCCUGGGUCUGGUCAUGGUGGGCAACUUUCAGGUCGAUCACGCUAAAACGCUUCAUUAUGUGGGCGCUGGUGUUGCGUUCCCUGCCGGCUUGCUCUUUGUGUGUCUGCAGUGUGUUUUGACGUACCGUAUAGCGGAGACAGCGCUGGACUACUGGAUGGCUCAUGUGCGUGUAGUUCUCUCAGCUGGAGCUCUGGUCUCACUUGUCCUCAGUGGUAUCUUCUUCAUCCACGAGAGCUUUAUGUUGCAGCACGCUGCAGCCAUCUGUGAAUGGGUCUUCACAGUGCUGGUUCUGGUAUACUACGGCACGUUCACCUAUGAGUUUGGCACUGUCAACACUGACACCAUGAUGGCAGCCUUAAUGAAGCGCAAUCAACAUCACCAUCCAGGCUCAGGGGUCAUCGUUGGGGGCAUCAACAAAGGUGUUGCUAUGGGAUGUGGUGCCCGCAGCUUUAAGUCUCCCGGGGGUAGCAGCACCUCCACACAUUUCAACUGUACACCAGAGAGCAUCGCCAUGUUUUAAGGGUUAAUCGAUACAGUAUUCUCUCAGACCUCAAUGUAUAGUCUUUUCACAUUCACAUCACAGAUUUGUGGAGAACUGGUACAAGCAGUACAGAAUUACUUACUUGCAAGGUUACAGCAAUUUUUUGAUUAUAAUCUAAUAGUAAUGGCCAGUUGGUCAUAACUAAGGUAUUUUGUAUGAUAUUUUACAUUCAUGUUUAAGACAACUUUCUGCAGUCCUAGUUACCAGGGCAAACGAAUCCUUCAAAUGAUUCAUGGGGCCUCUGAUAAAAAUGUAUUCAUUUACUGUGUUAAAACUGCAAUAACGCCUCUCUAAAGGUGUGUUCACACUGACAGCGAUUAAAGGAAUAGAAAGGACUGAAGUAAUAGAAAAGUUCACACCAGAACUUUGCAACCUAGUCUAAUAGAAUAAAUGUGACUAUAACUACAUUUUUGCAAACUGACUUUUACAUGCCGAGUUCUACGUUUCGUCGCAGUUUCCUGGUGAAAUUAACACUGGAAGCACAACAACUGUGUGUUUUAUUCAAUUUCACACAAAUAACAGGUAGUAUGGCUGUUUAUGACUUUAUUAACACUUAUUUUUCCACUAUUACUCACACCCUGCAAUGUUAUAAUAUCAAAACACUUUUACUCUUAACGAAUCAUUUGAAAAACGAUACAUUUUAACACUUGUAUUACAGACCCACCUACAUUUGCACACUUAUUCCAAUGGGAUUAGCUUGCACGGUAGCUCACCUGAUAAGAGUGUUGGACUUUGGACUUGGAGACUGAGCCUCAAACCCAGUCAAGGUUACUCUAAGUGAAAGUGAAGCAAAGUGCCAUAGAAGUGACAAGAUAUAACAUGGUUGCUUCAGAAAAUGUGCUUUUCAUGUCGAAUUUGCUUUUAAAUCACUAUUGUUUAGGUGUUGGUUUAGGGUAAUGAUGUCUGUUUUGUUUACCUCUCAUUUACCUUUUUUAUAACACUGUAGGUUAGGUUUAGGUUAGGUUACAUUUUUAGGUUAGGGAAGUGCGUUUUACUCUAAACAUAUUCACCUUAAAAACCUCUUCUGAUUACAACAUCAUUUCACUCACUUUUGGCGCCCCCCGCUGGACAUUUCACUGGGAAACUGCAGCCAAACGUGUCAUGAAGCACGUAAUUUUGGUUUGCAAACAUUUUGCCAGUGUCCCGUAAAUUUCAUGAGAUCGGGCUGGAACCACUGUGAGCCACUGUAAACGAGCUUCUCUCAUGCGCAACGGACGUCUAGAUUUUAGUUGAAAUAUGACUUAAAUUGUGCGCUGUUUCUCACCAAAUCCUUUCCAAAAAUUUUAAAGUGAGUCCCUAUUAACUGUCAUUGUAUUAAAAAGACAUACCGAAUAUUCAUUUAAACAUUCCUUUUGUGUUGCACAUAAGAAAGCAAGUAAUUUGGAACAAAAUGUUUAGUAAAUUAUGACUGAAUUUUCAUUAUUCCUUUAACUUUAUCACACUGCCAGUGGUUGGUCAUGUCACCUGAAAUCACCAACUUUUUAUGAAAUUGAGUGACCUAUGGUCGCAUUGUGUCAGCAAAUCGCCAUCAGUGUGAACACCUCUUAAAUCUGUUACAGAUCUGCCAGCAAUACCAAGACACUUGCCAAGACAAAGAAGAUAAAUGGCUAAACUUAUCCACCUUCAUCCACUCAUCUAAUCUGUAGGAACUGUGAUAACUUCACAAGUUAAGUUGGUAUAAGCCCUUACUGUAGCAAUGGAGAUGCUCCAGCCAUUGAUACAAAUAGUUUGGGUUUUCGGUGAAGUUCUUCAAGUCAAGUAACCAAUGUUUUUCUCAUACCUGAGAUGCAUUGAUAUUUAUGCAUUCAUUCCGUCAUUCCAAGUGUUGUUAUAGCCUAGUUUGAUCUUUGGCACUUUAUUGACAUGACAUCAGGUGCUGUGGACUCCCUGUCUUAUAGUGCCUGAUACAACGUGGUUGCAACUAUUCAGGGUCCAGCUACAUGAAAUAAGAUUUACUUACUUUUUAGUCAUGGUAAACCUGUCGUACUGUGUGGUGUCAGCCAGUAGCUACACAUUCUGCUUGAUCCAUCCCAGGUAUCGUGAAAACAAGGUCUUAAUAUUUUUAAUACCACAGGCAAACUAUAUUAUUUUGUUUAAAUUAUUUUUGUUUUUAUGGCGAAAUUAAUCCAACUUUUAUCAAGUGGUUCAUCUUUUCUAGAUGCCUGUCAAAAAAAACUAUGCUUUGAGUCAUUGAUAAUGAAAAUAAGCCUAUUUUUUUUUCAAUCUUCAGUUCCUGUUACCACUUAUUUACCCAGUCAGAUAUCUUAUCUGCAGUUCCCUUGUAUACAGAAUUGUAUUAUUUUAAAAACAUUAGCAUAAAUGAUAAAGAGCAAUUGUUGUGAAGAGCUGCUUUUAAGUGAAUGCCUUUAGCUGAGGAUUAUGUUGCAUAAAACAAGAGUAUGCUGCGAUGAGACAACAUUCUAGUCAAUUAUUAUGAAAUGAAGGCUGCUCCACUUUUAACACCUCUUUUACUAGAUAUGUCAUUUUGUUAUAUAUAGAAUACUCUGUAAAAAAAAAUCUCAUAUGUUGGGCACUAAAGUGGGAAAACCUGAAUAUUUUUAGCAUUCGGCGGACCCAAAAUGUGAAAUCCUCCAUAAUAAGGUGUAUUUUGAUGACACACCGUAUUUUAGUUAUAAGAUCUUGCUCAUUUUUAAGCAAUUUGUGUUAUUAAUAUGGGUUAUGGUUAUAUUUUAAUCUAUUUGUUUAUGAUUUCUUUGUAAUGCCAGACAAUGAAACAAUGCAAAAUUUAACUUUGUGAAAGAACUUGCAGACAAGUAUACCUCUAUGAAAACCCUGCUGUGGUGAGAAGGAAAGUUCCUAAAGGAGCUGCUAAGAUAUAUUAUGGAGUUUAAACUGGAUCUUUGUUGUUUCUGUUUUGUGUGAAAGGCCAAGUUCAAACAUCCCUAGAACUGUGAAAUACUGUUACAUAAAGCGCAGUCAAGUUAUUAUAUAUAUAGGGAUCAAAUUUUAAACAUAUGAGACUGUCAGUGCAGCUGUUUGAAUAAGGUACUAAUCACAUUUUAUACUAAUUACUUCAAUAAACAUUUUCCAACAAAUAAUUUAGUAUCAGUCACAAACUGUGUAAAGACUUUCCAAAAACAGAAUGUUUAGAUGGCAGAUUUUUUUGAUAAACAUGCGAAAUGGAAACUUUUGACUUGUUACUUCAUACUGCAACUUUCUGUUGAGUUAUGAAUCAUUCAUCUGCACAUUUCAUUAUCUUUUUUUCUUUUGUGAAAUAAAAUGCACCUGAAUUGGAAAGAUGCUGUUUGUUGAGAAGCUUGUUUGCUGCCAUGUAUUAAACUGAUUUACAGCACAGGUACAUAAUGUUUAGUAUAGAAUUUAUGUUACUCUUAAAAUGACAUGGGCUGCUUUUCCCAAAAGUAUCGCAAGCUUAAGUUGAUAGUAGAGACCAUUGUAUGGUUUAUACAAUCUACUUAAGCUUACGAU